AUGUGGUAUCAGAUCAACCGAUUCCACCUUUGCGCCUUCUUCACAUGGCAAUUCGUCAACUUUUUUGCCGGACAGAACAUAUUCGGCAUAUAUUCGAACAACGUUCCGAAAUGGAAGUGCGGCAACGCGGAGCCGACGAAGAACUGCGAUGUGUACCGGUUGUGUCCGAAAGGAAACUUGACUUUCGUUGAUCCGAUAUUCAAUUCGGCCGCCAUGGAGUGAGUUCUGAUUGCAAUUUCACGGAAAGUUUGAAUGAUUUCACAGAUUCGACUGGGUCUGUGGAUCCUCCGUCUACUACCAAUCCUUCUUUUCCCAAAUGCAAUACCUCGGAGUGCUCAUCGGUACUUUUCUCUUUGGAUCUCUUUCGGAUAGAUUCGGAAGGAAACCUAUUGGAAUACUGGGAAUGUCUUUGGCAAUCUGCUCAACAUUCGCGAGCGGAAUGUCACCAAACAGACACAUUCUGUUUAUAUUGAGGUACAUCCAGCUGAAUAUUUCAGAAAGAAUAGGAAGGUUCCAGGUUCUUCGUGGGUCUCUCCAUCGGGGGAAUGCUCGUUGUGAUCUGUGCCUGGAUCAUGGAAGUGAUCCUUCCUCAGCAAAGAAUGGUCCUCCGCGGUUUCUUCAAUUGGGGAUGGACCCGUGUUUUCCUCACUGCCAUCUGCUACUUCACUCGCGAAUGGAGACUCGCCUCGUUCGUCAGUGCUCUUUGUUUAAUUCCAGCUCUGUUCCUCAUCAUCUUCAUCAUUCCGGAAUCACCGACAUGGUUGCACAAUAAGGUGAUUCUAGAUCAAAGUACGUUCCUACAGAACUUUAUAGGGUUUGAAAGCUCGAAUGGUUCUAAGCGAGGUCCACAUGGCUCGGAUCGCCGGAGUCCCUUACGAGCCCGUAGAGCAUACGACCGUUCGGCCCAAAACUUUUACGGAAACGCUCAAAACGAAAGGGCUUUUCAAGAAGCUAUUCAUUCUGUGGAUCAUGUGGUUUAUUGUUUCAAUUUGCGGAUUCGCCAAUGAUCUCAAUUCGAAUACACUGGCUGGGGACCUUUAUUUGAAUCAAGUUCUGUUUGGAAUUCUUCUGGUUUUCUCUAAAAUGCUACUUCUAUUUGUUGACACACAGUUCAAAAACUUUAAAAGGAGAACUCUGCAUCAGGGAUCGCAAGUAGGAACAAUCAUCUGUUUCGUACUUCUCACCGUUUUCCUUCUCAAUGACUAUCAUGUGAGUGUCUCCGAAGUGUUUCACUACCCCUAAAUACCUGGUCAGGGCGUCGGCUUCCUUUUCAUUUACCUACUCGGAACGGCAUUCAUCGAGUACACGUGGGAUGCGUGUUAUCUGUGUGCCAUCGAAUCCAUGGAGACUUCCACGAGGGCCAGUGCCACCGGAUCCUGCUCUCUCAUGGCGAGAGUUGGAAGCAUCCUCGCUCCAUUCCUCACUUAUGCGAACACUUGGUGGCCGCCCGCCGUCUACGUUACCGUCAUUGCGCUGGGAUUCAUCAAUCUGCUCGUUUCUUUCUUCUUUUUGGUAAGUUGAACAAGCUUCGGCACGGAGCAUGUCAUUCGCAUUCAGCAAGAAACAAAGAACGUCAACCUGGACGAAGUGCAUGUGGACGCGGAAGAAAGAGAGCCGGAAGUGAUGCCAAUGAUUCAGAAAGUUAGAGCAUAG
Messenger RNA from Caenorhabditis sp. 36 PRJEB53466, 1653 nucleotides. The record is from the annotation of a GenBank genome assembly. Lineage: Eukaryota; Metazoa; Nematoda; Chromadorea; Rhabditida; Rhabditidae.